AUGAAUGUGGGCGCCGAAGUGUUGGUGGCGCAACGGCCAGAUGAGCUUCCAGAUGCGGGACAUCUGACCUCCCAACCGACCAUCUUUUACGAGUCCGAUGCCGCCGAAAUGGAUGCCGCUUGCUCGACAACAACAGGUAACCCCCUCCGCCCCAAAAAAUAUGUAUAAUACCUAGUACAACAUACACAGAUUUCAAAAGUCAAAUUUUGAUCUUCCAACCAAAAGUGUAAAAAAAUCCAAACUUUGGACUUAGUCCACGGAGUGGACUUCGUCUAUCUAGAUGGACGAAAAAGCAAAAGUCCACGGGAACAAAUUUGCCUGGACUAAUACCGGCAGAUUUAGUCCACACUUUGGAUCCGGCAAAAAGUCCAUGAAAUUUUUGGACGAGAUUGGGCGAAUUUCGUCCAAAGUUAACUUUGGACGAAAUCCGCAGGGGUCGAACAGACAAGUGCGCUGAAAUUUAUAAAGCACCUCCCAUAUAUAUUUUGAUGUUUUCGGUGGGAAACUGAUGGAUUUAUUGGGGAAAUGAGUUAUAGAAGGAAGAAUAUGCCCUAAACUUGCUGUAGAUAUUGGUUACAUUCAGAUUUUUGUUGAUCAACAUUACUUUUUACCUUAUUGUAGGUUCAACACCCAUUUUUUUGAAGUUCUUGCCGAAAAUUAUUCCCCCCGCCUGCGAAAGCCGUUCUUUUUGUAGAGAAUUUGAUAUCACUCGAUUCCUUAUUUCAUCCUCUAUCUAAAUCGCUAACUCUGAUCCGUUUUCAGACGAAGAUUUGCAGUCAAACUGCGCCAAAACGGUGCGUCGUCGGCAGCGCAAGUGCUCCUCGGAUGAUGGAAUCCAUUACGUUGACGACGAUGAUGGAGUCGAGUUCCAACUCGAUCAACGGCAUCUGAAUCGGGUCCACGAGGAGUUGGAGAAGCUGAAUAUUGCGACGGAUGUGAUCAACAAGCUGGAAUUGCAGUUGGACCGGGAGAGGGAAAAGUUCAAGGAAUUGCAUUCCCAAUGGAGCAAGGAGUCGGCGGACAUCAAAAAGAAGUACGAUUCAGCGAUAAAGAAGAGUCGGCCGUAUUAUGAAGCGGUUGCGGAGGUGAGGAGUUUGGUUUUUGAGGGAAAUUUAUAUUACACUUGAGGUCUAGAUGAAAAAGAGCCGAGAAAUUGAUUUUUUCAAUGAAAUUUGGUUGAUGUUUGGAUACUGAUAGAAAGAAUAGUCUAUAUCGUUGCUGAAACUCACAAAAAAUUGUUGAUUUUAUUCGAUUUUUAUGAGCUAUAUUACACUUGAGGUCCAGAUGAAAAAGAGCCGAGAAAUUGAUGUUUUUAAUGAAAUUUGUUUGUUGUUUGGAUACUGAUAGAAAGAAUAGUUUCUAUCAUAGCUGAAACAGACAAAAAUUUUUUGAUUUUAUGCGAUUUUUAUGAGUUAUAUUACACUUGAGGUCCAGGUAAAGAUGAGCCAAAAUUUUGUUGGCUUGAUUGGAAUUUCUUCGAAUUUUUGCUAUUAUAAGUGGGAGGAGGUCUUAUUAGUUCUUAUUUUAUUGAAAUCGUUGUUUGCUUGUGAUAAUUUUGCGGUAAAAUCAUCUAUUUUAUAUUGUACUAGAGGUCUAGAUGGAAUUUUUUUGAAAAUGCGAGAUUUUUAAUAAAUUUUCUUUGUUUUCUGGGGUUUAAUAGAACUAGGACGAAAGAUUAAUGUUUGAAAAGCAAUUUAGUGAAAAAUUGAAUUCUUUAGCUAUUGAAUUUUUCCGUUUUAGGAGCGAAAACUCCGCGAACAAGCGCAACAAGCGGCGGCCAGCUUCGAGCGCGCCAAUUCCAUGCUCCAAGUGGCCAAACAGCAAGUCAAACUCACGCAAGACAGUCUGACCCGUCAGAAAAUCAUCGAACCCGAGUGCUUGGAGGUCCUCAACCACCACAUUCAGCGCGUCAACGAGGCCGAACAGCAGAGAUUGGAAGCCGAAGAGACGCAUCGAAUCCUCUCCCACCGACUAAUCGAUGUGACGCAACGCGUCAAACAGCUGGCCAAGGAGAAUGCCAGGUCCAUCAAGAAGACUCGCCACUAUUUUGAUCUUCAUAUGGACUUUCGCAGACGCUUGGAUCAGCAGAAACAAAAAAUCUCGUGCUUGGAGUCGGAGGUGAAGCAGAAAAAGAGAGAUUACACCAGUUCGUUGAGGAAUUUGGAACAGAUUUCGGACUCAAUUCAUGAGGAGAGAAGUGUAGGCGAUUUUGGAGAGGUUUUUGGGAUUUAGCCUGAGGGAAUUUUGCGGGUUUUUGGAGAUUUUUUGAAAUUUUUCGUUGAAAAAAUUAUUUUUGAAAAAAUUUUUUUCAUGGACUAAAUUAAGGCUUGCAAUAGAUAGAAAAGGGACUGUGAUGAAUUUUAGAGAGAUUUUUAUUAUUUUGCCUAAGGGGAUUUUGCGGUUUUUUGGAGAUGUUUUGAAAUUUUUGGUCAAAAAAUAUUUUUGAAAAAAAAAUUUUUUAUGGACUAAAUUAAGGUUUUCAGUGGUUAGCAAGAGGGCUGUGAUGAAUUUUAGAGAGAUUUUUAUUUUUUUGCCUGAGGGGAUUUUGCGUUUUUUAGGAGAUUUUUUGAAAUUUUUGAUCAAAAACCAUGAUUUUUUGAUAUUUUUGAAGAUUUCUCGAAAUUAGUGGCUUGAAUCAAGAUUAAUUUGCUUUUAAAAUACGAUUCAAUUACUCUAGGAACAAUGAUUUCAGUUGUCAAGCGCGAAACACAGCGCGCGGACGCCGGAUUCGACGAGGAAAUCGGUCUCUGCAGUGGGACUCUCGAAAUUAACGGCCGACGAAAACGACUCGGCCCUCAGCGACGACGACAUCAAGCACUGCCGACAUCAGCGCACCGAGUCCGGCAUCACUGGACUGGAUUCGCAGUCGUUGACGUCGGCGUCGUCGGUCAGCGGACUGAGCAUGGGCUUCCAAAGGGAUUCGAUGGUGAGUUUUUUCAAAAUUUUUGCUUUUUUUUGAAAUUUUAGGAUCUUUUUUGACGAUUUUUGAAUUGUGAAGGGUCUGAGAAGGACUCAAAGGGAAUUUGAGAAGUUCUCAGAGAGUUUGAAGCAGAUUAUAAACUCGAAAUUUGCAGAUCAGCGAGUUCUGCGGCACCUUGGACCCUACUAUAAUGUUCGAGGAGGAAUUCGAACUCAGAGAACAGACCACCGACUACAACAGCACCUCGGAAAGCCGUCGUAGGUCGGGUGUGAUCCUCCUGGCACAACGGUUGAUGGGCAACAGCCACGACGAACACCCCUCGCCCAUCUCUUCUGGGUAAGCCCCGCAGCGCUUUAGUCGGCUUAUUUCGGUAUUUUGGUUAGUUAAUUUGAUCAUUUUUUGAAGUUUUUUUGUGGAUUGUGGGGUGUGAGAGGGAUUUUUGAGGAGGAGUUUGGGCAUGCAGUUUGAGUUUUGAUUAAAAAUUAUAUUAUUUUAGGUGUUUUUGGGGGAUUUUUUGAAUUUUUUGGUGGAAGAAGGAGUUUUAGUGAAGAUUAUGGAUAGAUAUAGUAAUAAGAGAGUUUAGGAUGUAAAAUGAGUGAAGAAUUCAAAAGAUUUGACCUUGUUUUAGACAAUUUUUUUGAGAUUUUUGCUGUUUAUGCCAAUUUUAGGUAAAUUUGAUAAAUUUUUGCAAAUUUUUUUGAUUUUUUUUGAUGAUUCAGAUAACUGAGGGUCUGCUGGUGUCCUAGAAGUUUUGUUUUUGCCAAAAUUUGUUUGAUUUUUUUCGCCAGUUUUUUAAUUUUUUCAAAUUUUUGUUAAAUUUUUUAAUUUUUAAUGGUGAUGGAUAAGAGAAAUAGCAUUUUUAUGUCUUGUUAGAGUGAGCUUGAUGUGUUUUGUGAUUUUUGUGAGGAAAAAAUUGAGAUUUUUUGUUGGAUUUUGCUAAUUUUUCGCGAUUUUCAGCUGCUCCGACGACCAAGAUCUCCGUUACCAGACGAAGCCGGAGGGCAUCACCUCCGCCGAAUCCCCCAUCCAGUCAUAG
Messenger RNA from Bursaphelenchus xylophilus (pine wood nematode), 3956 nucleotides. NCBI's taxonomy places the organism in Eukaryota, Metazoa, Nematoda, Chromadorea, Rhabditida, Aphelenchoididae. The record is from the annotation of a GenBank genome assembly.